UACCAUACAAGUAUCUCAAAAUUCCGCACAUCACUAUUAUCCUAUACCCAGUUAUGCAUUCGAUUCAAAUCCGGUGAAAUGCUCCGCACAAGGCCACUUUAUCUGCUUUCUCGGCGGGCCUAUUCCUCCGCACUCUACAUCACCGGGGACAAAGCGAAAGAGCAGUACGCUCCCCUCGUUCCCUACCUGGACUUCCAGGCAAAGCUGUCGGACCUGGAAAAACUGCAGCAGAACCUCCGACUACGCCGGUACCGGUUGGAUUUUGAAGAACUCAAAAAUCAGUGGGCGCUGUACAGAUCGAUCGAGCUGCGCAAACGGGACAUAGAAGCAAAAAGGAUUCACCUGAAGGAGCAAAUCAACAAGACUAAGAAUGAAGACGAAAUCAAACAGCUGAAGUUGCAAGCCACACUCGCUAGGGAUGACCUAAAGAGCCUGAAGGAAAGCGGUUAUUCCAUAGCGGACACGUUCGUUGCGGGGAAUUUCCUGGCCAUCCCGAAUGAGCUACACGAGAGAACGCCAGCGGAAAAACAGAAACUGCUGUUUGAGCGAAAUGUGGAAGGACACUCGAAGCCGAUUGGGGAAGAAUGGUUGGAGAAGUAUGAUUCGACGUGUUUCUAUAUGACGGGGGAUGCUGCCCUGAUGGACCUGUUUCUUCCGAUUAACUGUGCCGGUGUGUUGCAGGAUGCUGGUUUCAUACCGUUCUCGAAUCCCGAUUUCGUUCGAAGCGUAUUAGUAGAGGCAGCUAGGAAGGAUCCCGACUCGAUCUACCUCAUCAACGAAGAAGUUGACCUGGAACACAAACUGAACCUGCUGCAUUUAUGUGGCGGAGGCUCGAUGCUGAGCUUCCUGGGAUACCUGACGAAGCUUUCGGUGUUUCCCACGGCAUUGCCGCUGCGGUUGGUUGCUAUCGGUAAGCAGUAUUUCUACGAUAAGAUCCAAACCAGUGCCGUUCAGAUGUUAGCUGCGUCACAAGAAGGAUCGGAAGCCGUACAAAUAUUCGAUGAAACGAUCGAGCUGUACAAAAAGUUCUACGAUCAGCUGGGCUUGACCUACAGGUUGGUUCAAAUUCCGGCUUACAAACUACAACCGUCUGAAGCCAUGCGAGUGGAUUUGGAAGUGUUCAGUCCAAAGACGGAGGGAUUCGUGAAGGUUGGAGGUGUAUGCUACUACUCGGAUUUCAUCAGCAAAAGGAUAGCUUUCAACUACCACGAAGGAAAAGUGCAAAAGUUCCCGCAUCUUAUAUCCGGGACCGCACUGAAGGCUGCAGAUCUCAUUAAGAUAUUGCUGCAAAAUGGCAUUUGUUUCGAACAGAUGGAUUUUCUCAAACGAUAGAAAUAAUUGAAUAAAGCGUGCUAGUUACGGAAUAGAAAAAUAUAAUAUCA
Ochlerotatus camptorhynchus is the source of this 1382-nucleotide messenger RNA. It is a transcript of the gene Slimp, whose product is annotated as Seryl-tRNA synthetase-like insect mitochondrial protein. Gene Ontology annotation, biological process: seryl-tRNA aminoacylation. Gene Ontology annotation, molecular function: tRNA binding; ATP binding; serine-tRNA ligase activity. Gene Ontology annotation, cellular component: mitochondrion. Bases 79 to 1332 code for a protein of 417 amino acids. NCBI's taxonomy places the organism in Eukaryota, Metazoa, Arthropoda, Insecta, Diptera, Culicidae. The transcript has a single exon. The record is from RefSeq and is a predicted model, not a curated record.